AUGUGUUAAUGUUAAUGUUAAAUGUUAGAUACCUUUCAAAUGUAAUGUUCCCCUUUAGGACUGUUACAUCCUGGACCAGGCUGGACAGCGGAUCUUCGUGUGGAAGGGGAAGGGAGCCACACGGACGGAGAGGGCUGCAGCCAUGAGCAAUGCUCUGGGUUUCAUCAAGGCGAAAGGCUACCCUAACCACACCUGCAUCGAGACUGUGAACGAGAACGCAGAGAGCUCGCUCUUCAAGCAGAUGUUCCAGAGCUGGAAGGUCAAAGGUCAGACUGCGGGCUUGGGCAAGAGCCACUCCAUGGGGAGGAUAGGUGACUAUACGUCCAGUCCCGUCAUGGCUUCGACUGGUAGAGCGUGGGCCUGGCACACGCAAGGUCCGACCCUUCUCCACAUUACCGCACCUCCAGCACUAACCCGACUCCUGUAGUUACUGUAGCUGUCAGCAGGCUGUAUGUGGAUGUGGUAGUGUAGAGGCUGGUACAACAGGGCAUUCCCAGGGGAGACUGUCAAUCACAAUUAGAACUGCAACCA
Messenger RNA from Branchiostoma floridae (Florida lancelet), 531 nucleotides. RefSeq names its product advillin-like. The transcript has 3 exons. Lineage: Eukaryota; Metazoa; Chordata; Leptocardii; Amphioxiformes; Branchiostomatidae. The record is from RefSeq and is a predicted model, not a curated record. Bases 143 to 427 code for a protein of 94 amino acids.